AUGCCCGUCUACGAUGCCACGCCCGAUGUCUGGACCAUCAAGUUCAAGAACGCCCGUACAACCAUCGUCCUGCACGUCUACCAGCUUCAAACCUUCUCCAGCAUCAAGGAAGAGCUUCUGCAUGCCCUCAGAUCUACAAUCCCUUCUGGUCAACUGAACGGCGCAACACUACCCGACUCAGCAGACGACAUUGAAUUCGCAAAACCUCGCGACUUGGCGAAUGUUGGCACAAGCGGAUGGCAGAGCAUUGAGGCAGACGCUCCCGUUGACGACUUUGAUGCCGACCUGUUCGGUGGAGGUGGCGAUGUCACACCCAAGGGCAAAGGAAAGGGAAAAGCUAAGGCAGGGGCGGGUCACAAGGAUUGCCCAUUGGGCGCUGGCUUGAAAGACAUGUGUGUGGUGGCUUUCAGAUUCAAGGGUCAAAAGACUGUUCCUGCACCUGUGGAUGAUGAUGUUGAUGAGGGCCUCGGUCUGGACCUGGAAGACGAGGUCGCGUCAGAUGCAGAUGGUUGGCAUGUCGUCUUGCCAAAGUUCGAAGACGUCUACGGCCUGAACGAUCUGGUACCCGACGACCAGCUCACCACUCCCAAAGCCGACAAGUUCACUUGGGUUGCUUGA
Molecule: messenger RNA, 618 nt
Organism: Aureobasidium subglaciale EXF-2481
Lineage: Eukaryota; Fungi; Ascomycota; Dothideomycetes; Dothideales; Saccotheciaceae
Exons: 1
Coding region: 1-618 (205 amino acids)
Source: RefSeq, a predicted model, not a curated record